This is a messenger RNA of Lindgomyces ingoldianus, 1368 nucleotides long. RefSeq lists its product as uncharacterized. Lineage: Eukaryota; Fungi; Ascomycota; Dothideomycetes; Pleosporales; Lindgomycetaceae. The record is from RefSeq and is a predicted model, not a curated record. Bases 1 to 1368 code for a protein of 455 amino acids. The transcript is spliced from 3 exons.
AUGUAUCGGUCUUCUACAGGAAACCUUGCCCAAUUCGAGGAUCCGCCAGUGCGCGGCGAACGAUGGGAUCGCGAAAAAUUCGAGCGCAUGAGCCGUCACGGUGGUGGACGUGAUGAGCAUGACCACUUCCGCUUUGAGGAGCACGAUCGCUUGCCCAAGGGCGGUAGUCGCGAUAUCGAACUUGAUGAGCGAUUUGACCGCCGCGGGGCUCGAGUUGUCGAACGCGAACGUUUUCAUGAGGACGAACGCUUCCCCCAACCUCGCCGUCAUCGAGCUGACUUCCUCGACGAACCGACCGCAUCCGAGCUCGCAAGUCGUGCUCUCGCCCCUUACCGGCGGAAGUCUAUCAUAGAAAGAGACGUCGGCAUUGCAGUUAGGCGCCCAGCUCGACCUCAAUUCCUUCGACGCCAAUCUUCUCUCGACACUUUCGAUCGCCGACCACUGCCAAAGUACAGCGAUCUGGAGAGGGAGGAAUGGCGACCCCCUGCUAACGUCCCCAUCCCCCUUCCUAUCCGUGAACGCCGCCGGUCUCCUUCUCGCCGUGGCUUCCGCGAGGGUGAUUAUGAAGAAGUCAGGUUCCGAGACAUCGAUCGCGAGCCACGAGGAGAAGAGUAUCGAGAGGUGGAAGUACGACGUGAGAAGAGCAGGCGGAGACGAAGCCGAAGCAGAGCCGCAAGAAGCAUCGCUCAAUCAUCAGUCCGAAGUUCUUCGUCUUCUAGCUUUGAAGAAGUCUCCCCAGUUCGAUCGACUGUCGGCCGAAAGGGUAAGACCCGAAUGCCCAAGCGAUUAGUGCGAAAGCAGGCUGUUAUCGAGCUUGGCUACCCAUUCGAAGAAGAGGAUGAUUUUAUCAUCGUUCGACGAGCUCUUGAGAAAGAACAGAUUGACGAGAUUAUCAAAAUCAGCGAGAAUUACAAAGAUGAGAAAACCACAUACGUGUAUGAAGAGCGAAGGGAGGUAGAGCAUGCUCCGCCACCUCUUCCACCACCAGAAGUUCUUGCUCCACUACCACCGCCGCCGCCUCCGCCUUCAGUUCACCACCACCACCCAGCUCCAAGUGUGCAUUAUUCUCAGUCUGUCCGCGGCGUGUCGCCUUCCCGCCACGGUCAUGAAGUAUUCGAGGAGCGAAUUGAGGAAUCUAAUCAUAUCUGCGGACCUUUGACAGUUCUUGUCCCUGAGGAACGGCGGAUUGUCCGCAGCGAGCGCGAUAUCAAGGAUGAAAUUCGACUUCUCGAGGCAGAACGUCGGAUGCUUAAAUACGAGCGAGAAGGCGACUUCGAAAUCAUUGAACGACGAGAGCCUCGUAGGGAGGUCGUCCGCGUCGAAAAGGACCGAAAGGGUAGGUUGGCCCUUGUCCGCUCAGCACAUUAA